AUGGAGACUAAACCCGAGGCCCCGCCCAGCUAUACUCCAGAAGAGGAUGUGGAGCAGAAUGCCACCCCACAGAAUGACUCAAGAUAUAUAACAUCGAGAGCAUCACCAUACAAUGUGAUGCCCAUUGAGAUGGACUGUCCACAUUGUCAGAACCAUAUCGUGUCACACAUUGAGUUUGUCUCCGGCAUUCUUCCAUGGAUCAUUUGUGCCAUUUUCGCCUUCCUCGGGCUCUUCCUUUUCAUUAUCCCUUGGUGCUUCUGUUGUGUCCCAUUCUUCCUGGACCAGCUGCGUGACGUCACUCACACUUGUCCGGCUUGCAAGAAAUUUUUGGGCCGAUUCAGUCGGGUCUAA
Messenger RNA from Caenorhabditis briggsae, 351 nucleotides. The record is from RefSeq and is a predicted model, not a curated record. The transcript is spliced from 3 exons. The coding region runs from base 1 to 351 and encodes 116 amino acids. Gene Ontology annotation, molecular function: zinc ion binding. NCBI's taxonomy places the organism in Eukaryota, Metazoa, Nematoda, Chromadorea, Rhabditida, Rhabditidae.